Hibiscus syriacus is the source of this 1385-nucleotide messenger RNA. Its product is annotated as novel plant SNARE 11-like. The record is from RefSeq and is a predicted model, not a curated record. Gene Ontology annotation, biological process: vesicle fusion; retrograde vesicle-mediated transport, Golgi to endoplasmic reticulum. Lineage: Eukaryota; Viridiplantae; Streptophyta; Magnoliopsida; Malvales; Malvaceae. The coding region runs from base 343 to 1128 and encodes 261 amino acids. Gene Ontology annotation, molecular function: SNAP receptor activity; SNARE binding. The transcript is spliced from 10 exons. Gene Ontology annotation, cellular component: endoplasmic reticulum membrane; Golgi apparatus; ER to Golgi transport vesicle membrane.
AAUCUCGUAAUUCUUUUCUCGCCUUUCGAAUUUUUGUUCCUUUUUGAAAUCUCGAUGCUGUUUGGCUCUUUGAUCUGGAUUUAAAAGUUCGUCUCAAGUUUUCUCUUCCACUGGCGCCGCAUUCAACGCGUUUCGAGUUUUACUUACCGUAAACCCAGCGGAUCGGGUCAGAUCUUGGAUUUGUAUCUGCUGUUUUGGCGAGCGUGUCUUGCAUCGACAUUCCUUGUAAUAAAUAGCUGGACGAAUUUAAAGUUUCCUUUAUUCCGUGAAUGCAUUUAAUGCGUUAAGAUUGAAUCAAAAUUUGAGAGAGAGAAGUUAGCCGGUUACCUCUCUGGUUGAAAGAUGGAUUUAGCUGCGGUCAGCGAAGAGCUAGCGGAGAUCGAAGGACAAAUCGCCGACAUUUUUCGAGCUUUAUCAAAUGGAUUCCAGAAACUGGAGAAGAUUAAGGAUGUUAAUAGGCAGAGUAGGCAAUUGGAAGAGCUUACCGACAAGAUGCGAGAGUGUAAGAGGCUCAUCAAAGAAUUCGAUACGGAACUUAAGGAAACAGAGAGUAGAAAUGAUGCAAACACCCGCAAAAUGCUGAACGAAAAGAAGCAGUCAAUGAUCAAGGAGUUGAAUUCAUACGUAGCCCUUAAGAAGCAACACCAAAGCAAUCUUGAGAACAACAAACGAGUCGAUCUCUUUGAUGGGCCUAGUGAAGGCUUUGGGGAAGAAAAUGUCUUGCUAGCUUCAUCUAUGACAAAUCAACAGCUAAUGGAUAGAGGAAACCAGAUGAUGGAUGAGACUGAUCAAUCCAUUGACAGGGCUAAGAAGGUUGUUCAAGAUACUGUUGAUGUUGGAACAGAAACUGCUGCAGCUCUCAAGGCUCAGACUGAACAAAUGAGCAGGAUCGUUAAUGAGCUGGAUUCUAUCCACUUCUCAAUCCAGAAAGCAUCUAAACUGGUCAAAGAAAUUGGCAGGCAGGUUGCUACUGAUAAAUGCAUUAUGGCAUUGUUGUUUCUUAUUGUCAUUGGAGUUAUAGCCAUCAUAAUCGUGAAGAUUGUGAAUCCAAACAACAAGGACAUCCGUGAUAUCCCGGGAUUAGCACCACCUGCAAUGAACCGACGGCUACUUUGGACUCCGAAUUGAAGAGUUAGAAUGGACCACCUGAUGACAUGUCAGGACUAUUUGUAAUGUAGAAUCAUUGCUACCUAUACUCUCCGGGAGAAGGGUAUGGUUGUGCUGUUUUGAUUUUUGUUUAUAAUAGUUCUGGUGUAUCCACUAAGAGUUUGGCUGAACUUCCCAUGCGCUAACCUCGCAGUAGUCAUUGUUAUAUUAUAUCAUUGAAUAGCAUUAGCAUGAUGAGAUCUGUACGACACCGUUUUUUUCUUACUCUAAUACAUUGU